This is a messenger RNA of Stylophora pistillata, 2353 nucleotides long. RefSeq lists its product as uncharacterized. NCBI's taxonomy places the organism in Eukaryota, Metazoa, Cnidaria, Anthozoa, Scleractinia, Pocilloporidae. Gene Ontology annotation, molecular function: glutaminase activity. Gene Ontology annotation, biological process: pyridoxal 5'-phosphate biosynthetic process; pyridoxine metabolic process. Gene Ontology annotation, cellular component: cytosol; glutaminase complex. The record is from RefSeq and is a predicted model, not a curated record.
UCCAAAUUUGAAGCUCUUUCUUAGGGAUAUAAUUUAAAAAAUUUGUAGAUAGCUAAAAAAGCCACUGCGAGAAUACGAUCAAAACACUCGCAUUGAACAAUCUUCUACAUACAUACAUACAUUUCACCUAGAAGCAUCUACCCCUCCCACCCAUAUGCCAAACUCUUGUCUUACGCAAUGAUUUCAGCGCAGCGCAACGAUUAUACGAGAGCUUUGGAGGCAAUAUGACUGAAACUUGCCUUAAGGUCAGGAUUGGUGUUUUAGCAAUCCAGGGAGCAUUCUUUGAGCAUAGAGCCGCCCUUCUCAAAGCAGCGAAUAAUUUAACUCUCAGCAAGGAAGCUGAGAUUGAUGUUGUGGACGUAAGGGAACCUGAUCAACUGGUGGGGCUGGAUGGACUGAUCCUACCUGGGGGGGAGAGCACGACAAUGAGUUUGUUCCUUCAAGCGAGUAACUUUGAAGAAGUGCUUAAAGAAUGGGUUGCUGCUAAAGAGAAGCAAAGAGUGGUAUGGGGAACUUGCGCUGGACUGAUUUUACUUUCGAAUGACAUAGAAGGUCAAAAAGAAGGGGGGCAAUCCAAGAUUGGUGGUAUUGAUGUCACAACCUCCAGGAACUUUUUUGGUCGUCAAGUCAACAGUUUUGAAGCAAAUGUGAACCUUCACAAUAAGUUUCUCUUGGAGGAUCAUGGUAAUACCUCGCAUGGAUUCAGUGGUAACAGCAUAAAUGAUGGCUACCAUGGUGUUUUCAUUCGAGCUCCAGCAGUUGUGUCUGUAAACAGUCCUAAAGUUGAAAUUUUGGCCACUAUCACACUACAACAGAAAGAAGAGCCUGUUGUGGUGGGUGUGGCUCAAGAAAACCUGAUUGCUACUGCUUUUCAUCCAGAACUGACUGAAGACACCAGGUGGCAUGCAUACUUCUUGAGAAAAAUUUUAGAGAGGAGAGAUGCUGAAAAAAAUUGACAUACACACUGUCAAAUUGGGAUACCUGUGACCUGCCAAGUAGCAAUGAAUUUCAUAGUUUGCAUAAUUAUGCCAACUUUAGCUUUUAAAGUGAAUUAACUUUUUGUUGAAAAACAAAAGGAGAUGGGAAACAUUCCAAGUCACUCACUCAAGAGUUAAUUUACCAUCACUGAUGCUAGGAUAAUAAAAUUAUAUUGUAUGUAGAAUUAUAUCAAACAAACUUUAUUUUUCAUGCCAUAAGAUAAAGACAGCAAAUACACAUGUGGUGCAGCCAGACAACCAAGUCAAAAUGAGAGAACAGUGAUCUCUUCACAAAAUGACGUGAACUCAUCAACUUGUGCAUUUCUUAUGAGAACUAUUCCAGUAGAGCGCCGGCUAGAGUCAGACAUACAUCCCUAAAAAAAAUAGGGUAGUAUCUUUGGUAUUGAAGUGGCAUGGUCAUGACUGGAUAUUUAAUUUAAAACUGAUAAUUAUGUUUUUAUCAUGAUUAUGUAAUUAAAGCUAACCCAUUUCUUCUUGGGUAUGUUUGAAAAACAGGUAUUUGUAAUCAUCUAUUUGGAAUAUUAAGAGACAGUUUUGUAAAUCAAAAGCAAUUUUAAAAUAUUUUGAAAAAUUGUUGGUAAAGGUAACCUAUUGGUGUCGUAAGUAAUAUUCACAAGCAGUUUGGUACUUGUUAUUUAUAAUAACUGACCUAUUUAACCAAGCACAAACAUAUCAUGUCUGACAAUGUCACAUGCUGCUCUUACAAUGAAACAACGCAGUUGUCGUAGUUCAAGUGUCUAGGUUCUUAAAGUUGCACAUUACUUUCUUUUUGGGUAUGGUUAAGUGUAAUGAUAAGUUGAAUCUAAGGGAAAUAAAAUUUGAGUAGUAACAUAUUUAACAACCAUUCACCAAAGUGGAGGUGGCCAGUGAUGAAUAUUUACCAAGCUGUGAAGUGGCCAGGUAAAUGUCCACCACAAGCCACUAACAUCGAGGUGAAUAAUUGAGUUAGUAUAGACUGAAACAGUGAGAUAAUAUAGCACAAAAAGAUGAUUUUAACACAGGGAGCACAAAACUUGUAAGUUGCAGUUGAAUAGCAAAGAAUAUUCACAGUCUGAGUAGCCAAUCAGAGUUAGCCUUCACCCCUAUCCACUGGUUUAGUUUAUACUAAACAUGAGUAAUUACUGGUAUGUGCUCCUUUUUUUUUUUUGUUUGUCCUAUUUUGUGUUUCUUAGGGAUUCAGAAUUUUUGAAAUUAACCUUUCCAAUCAUCCAAGAACUUGAGAAAAGGUUUUUUAGACUAAUGCUCAGUCGUUCCAUACUGGUACAUGGAGAAAAAAGUGAUAGGUUUACAGAAAAGGUGCCUAAUUUCCCACUAUUAAAUGGACUCAUUAAAACCACCAUGGCUCUUUGUGUCUA